This is a messenger RNA of Corylus avellana, 1290 nucleotides long. RefSeq lists its product as uncharacterized. Lineage: Eukaryota; Viridiplantae; Streptophyta; Magnoliopsida; Fagales; Betulaceae. The record is from RefSeq and is a predicted model, not a curated record.
CACUCCGUUCCCGGUUAGUAAUAUAUAAAGAUUUUCCCUCAGAUCAGAAUUCAGUAUUCAAACACGAACCCUUUGAUGCAGCCAAACCAAUGGAGACGACGCUGAAGAUUGGCAAAGACGACGUAAUUGCGAAGCUCAAGGACGACGGCGACUUCGACAAACUCCGCCUCAAGACCAUUCGCAAGCUCAAGGACAACUUAAUGCAGGAAGUGUUGCGCAAUGAGAUUAUUUCGAUAGUGAAGCAGUCUGCUGCGCUUAAUCGCGCAGGUGCUGAGAAUAUGAAACCCAGACAACUUUCCGAUGCCAUACAUGAUGAGAUUCGGGAUAAAGCAAAUAGCUGGAUAUCUGAUGCUUUGUGGGAAAUAAUUAAAUCACGUGAUGGCAUGAAAGGUGAAAUUACAGAAACUGUACAAUCUGUUUAUGAUAAAUUAGUGAGCCCUAAAGUGAAGGAAGAGGGUGGAUCAUCCACCAAUGGCAUGAUGCUAAUUCGAAAGGAAGCUGAAAAUAAUGGUUCUAUCAUAGCCUCAGCUAGUGAAAUGGAUAGCACGUUUUCUGAUAGCGAGCCAAAAGAACCUCCAGGUUUUUCUCUCUUCAAUGGUCAUCAAAAUAACACCCAUAAGGAGCUUCAGCCACCAAUGUCCCAUGAAAGAGGACCGGUAGAUGAGCAGAAGGACAACACCCACUGCUCACAGGAUGUAUUGGAGCCGGAAGAAACUGAUCUCCGUGUACUACCUGGCUUUUCUGCAGACAAGGAGCUGAAGCAGCCCUCUGAUGAUACUGAUGAGGACCCUGAUCUGCCUCCUGGUUUUUGUUGAUGCAAUGACAUGCGAUGAAGCUUUUUAUGAACCAUUACAUUUAGUAGAGACUGUACAAUGAAGGAUUUAGCUACAAGUACUGCCUCAGUAUUCCCUUCUCCUUCCGCACUGAAUUUUUGGUAUCAGAGAGGCUUUUCUGAGUUUGCCAUCAUUGAGGUCAGCUGCUUUGGAUAUUAUUGGUAUUCUUUGAUGUAUGAUAUUUUCUGAUUUUUUAGUAUGAUAAUCAGACUUCAAUGACAUAGAAACUUUCUUCCUUAGGUUUUAAAUGUAUGUGAUAGUUUAUUUCAGAAGAGGUCGUUAGUAACUAUGUAUGCUAUUCCUCGCCACAAAUUUUGGUUUGAAAUUAAACAUUGGAUUACAUGUUUUGACAUUAGUGAAAUUUUUUGUAUAUUUUCUGGUCAUUUCCAAUGCCUUACUAAUUGGUCUCUUUGGACCUCAUGAACUGAACGAUAUACAAACAGAAGAUCGUUUUUCA